GGCGAAGGCCAUAUUGAUUCCGUACGCCAAGAAAACCACUUUCAAGAAUCCAGAGUCAUCAACACCAAACUAACUUUUUGUCGUACCUUUCAUUGGGCAGAACACUUCAAAAGGACUAUAUGAACGUAAACGCUCAACUUCCAGGCCACUUUGCUCCAGGAGACCCCUUUUUAAUUGGAGAUGAAAAUGAGGGGGCAUCUGGAGCAUCAGAGAGUUUGAUUCACAUCCGAAUCCAGCAGAGAAAUGGUAGAAAAACCCUGACCACAGUACAGGGGAUUAGUCCCACCUUCGACCUGAAGAAAAUUGUAAAGGCAUGUAAAAAGGAGUUUGCCUGUAAUGGGACAGUAGUUGAACAUCCUGAGUACGGAGAGGUCAUACAAGUGCAAGGUGACCAAAGAAACAACAUUAGAGAUUUUCUCAGAAAGAUUGGCUUAGCAAAGGAACAUCAGCUUAAGGUUCACGGUUUCUAAGAUGUAAUAAUGGACAUAGAUGCCGAGUCAUCUUCAUUGGUUGAGUCAUCAUUAUUAACACUGAGAGGUACUCCACAAGUCAAUCAGUUGUCUCCCUUUCAUAGUCUACACGUGUCAAUUCGAUUGUGAAGUAAAAAGGAACAAAUGGACAAUGGAAAAUGAGCCUUAAGAUGUGAAACAAGAGUGGAUAAUUUAAGUGUAAAGGACAAGAGUGAGAAACUAGCAUGAAUAAUAUAGAUAUUGAGAACAGUGUAAAAUAUUUAGUGUUCUUGAGGCAAACUUGGAAUUUCGCAAUCAUUCCUGAAUUGCCAAAAGAUGUGAACAAUUAAUUUAAUUACUGUGUUUGAUAAAUUACAUUUGGUAAAAUUGAUAGAUUUUUUUCAUCAAAAAUAUUAUUUAAAGCAAAACAUUGACAUUUUGGCAUCAUUAGUUCGUCUUAGAUUUCGUAUCUGAGAUGAGUUGUAUUGGAAUUUCUGAAAUUAAGAUGACACAGUGUACCUGUAGUGAUAGGAGUCCAGAGAUAUUUUGUACAUAAUUAUGCAUUGAUUAAUAUUAUCAUUUUGUCAUAAAAUAAAGAAAGCUUUUGUAAUAAA
Molecule: messenger RNA, 1063 nt
Organism: Ylistrum balloti
Lineage: Eukaryota; Metazoa; Mollusca; Bivalvia; Pectinida; Pectinidae
Product: eukaryotic translation initiation factor eIF1-like
Exons: 4
Coding region: 120-470 (116 amino acids)
Biological process (GO): translational initiation
Cellular component (GO): eukaryotic 43S preinitiation complex
Molecular function (GO): translation initiation factor activity; RNA binding; ribosomal small subunit binding
Source: RefSeq, a predicted model, not a curated record